Messenger RNA from Anopheles gambiae (African malaria mosquito), 4065 nucleotides. RefSeq lists its product as uncharacterized. Lineage: Eukaryota; Metazoa; Arthropoda; Insecta; Diptera; Culicidae. Gene Ontology annotation, cellular component: membrane. Gene Ontology annotation, molecular function: ligand-gated monoatomic ion channel activity. The coding region runs from base 1971 to 3950 and encodes 659 amino acids. The transcript has 10 exons. The record is from RefSeq and is a predicted model, not a curated record.
UUAAAUGUGUUUCAAACUCUGUCCUUUCCCUCUCCGUUGCCUUCAAAUGAUGAAGCAAAUCUGUAAAUGUUAUUUCUCGUCGCUGAAUUCACGUAAUCAUGAACCGAGAAAAAGAACUGUGUCUGAUUUUUCUUUAAUCGACUGAAACAUUCUUCGCUUUUCCUACCUUGUUAAGCUCAUAAUUUAAUAAAACGUUUUUGGUUUCCUUACAGAACCUUCGAUAUUACAUUGCAACGAGCGAUCAUCGUUAAGAUUAUACUGUCCACCGAGUUACAUCGUCAUCGAAACAGAUCCUUCUACUAAACGGCCAAAAAGUGGACGAUCGUCUAUAGGAUUGUUCAUACAUUCCACCCUCGUUCCAGUACCAACGUCAUAUAAAGAGGUAAAUAAAUAUUAUGUUUAUCAUACUCGUUAUCGUUAAAGCACAACUUUCUAUUUAUGAUGAUUUCACCCAGCUCUCUCUCAUACACACAUGCAGAAAACUGGUUCCAUAAUAACCUACGCUAUUGAUAAUUAUUCUACUGAUUUCAACGCCAAUAAGACGUUGUUAUUGGAUUUGAUAAAUCGAACAGCAAAGAGUAUAAUUGUGUCAUUUUUGUUUAAUUUUGCAGAUUCUAGCUACUCUGCUGGCUGGAUAAACACUGCAACAAAGAUUCUACUCUUGGUGUGCUACACUGCUGGCUGGAUAAACACUGUAACAAAGCAAAGGUACGUAGUGAUUGGAGCGAUAAAUUUAAAAUACAUUUAGUUCUAUUUCAAAUGAUGAUUUCACCCAGCUCUCUCUCAUACACACAUGCAGAAAACUGGUUCCAUAAUAACCUACGCUAUUGAUAAUUAUUUUACUGAGUCUUUGUUGAACCGUAAAGCAACGCUUUGUUAAUUUUAAAAAGCUAAUUUUAAUUUAUAAUUAUGUUCAUUUGUUUUGCAGAUUUCCUAUUCCAAUAAUGUGCAAACAAUGAUGAAUGCAUGCAGAUGAAACGGCCAAAAAAGGAAUAAUUACGAUGAUAGCAUUCUUGAGAGGUAAGAAAACUAGUAUUUCCCCAAAUAAUACUCAAAAUGUUAAUGUGUGCCCUCUUUUAUGAUGAUAUCACUCAGCUCUCUCGAUACAAAUCUGAAGAAAGCUAGUUCCAUAAUUUCCUACGCAAAAAAUACAAAAAUUAUCAACUGAUUUGCUGCAAAUUGAAUAGAGGAAAGGCCUGUGGCAUUUGCGUGAAUGUGCCACUUACUCAUGAUUGUUUUCUUUUUCGUUUCAGAUGAAUAACUCAAACUACCUUAAUUGGGAAUUGAUUAUGAUUGAUGACAUCAAGAUCAAAUUCAUCCUCUAACAAAAUGGCAAGAUGAAAUCGUUCUACAUUUUUCGAUGUUCAUAAUUUCCAAAGAACUCAUUUUACAUCACACUCGCUCUGCGGGCUGGUACGGUGUGUCAUCCUUCAAAUGGGCUUAAAUGUACUUGAGAUACCAGUUUUCCUUAAGACAACAUUUAAUGUACACCCAUCAUAUUCAAACGAUGUUCGCGCUGCUAGUUGGUACGGUAUCUCGGUCAGGUAAGUCUCGGGUAUGUAUGGGGCAAUAGCAGCUGCAGCAAAAGUAAACAGAACUCUAUUCAAAAUAAACAAACGAGUGCAAAGACAAUAAACGGAUAUGGUUGUAUGGUUGCAUUUUUAAAAAGCAUAUCACAGAAAUGUUAAGCCUAACAAUGAGUGGCUAAAGCGCAAUAAUCAAUAUUGAGAAAUCGCUUUACUAAUGUGCUUUUGCGUUCUGAAGCGUUAAUCGUUGAGCUGGCAAAGAGACUAAAGAAGGAGGUAAAUGUGUGUGGGGAGAGUUAGUUAAACCUACAUUUAAAUUAUUAAAUAGCAUCAGCUCUUUAUCAUUUUUUUGUAAAUGGAAGGGAUUUGCUUGUGCUGUAUAUAAAGAAGACUUCAUUCCCCCGUGAUCACAAAGUGUCAAGUGAUAUUGUGCAAGUGUUUUCAAUGGAAAAUCAAAAUUCUACUCACUCACUACUUAACCAAAGCAUCAUCGCUUCGGAUGAUAUUGUGGGGCUUAAUUCGCUGGUCAAUUAUCUUGUGAUGACGUAUUUUGCUCAUUUUUUCGGAAUUUGUUUAAUAACAGCACGGAACGAUAGUUUUUAUCAUACUGCUCCGCUCCCAACGAUCGUGCUAGAGAUUCAGGAUAACGAUGACUUCGAAAAGGCUCUCGGUGUUGCGGUUGAUAUGGGAUGUCAGUCAUUUAUUGUAACAGAACGCGCGGCAGGCGCUUUUUUCGACGCCUUCCUUCCGGUGCACGAAGCAGCACUGCAGCGCUCGAUGGAAAAAAGAGUUCUCAUGCUGCUUGAAAGCAGUGACUCUCCGUUUCUCUCUACCAUAAGCCAGCUGCUUGUCGUGGAGGAAAUUCCAGAAAUUUUAAUUGUAUUGCCUAAACCUACCGUCCAAGCAUCCGGUACUGUCCAGCUGUACACGCUGGACAUUUCCGAUGGCAAUCCUGUAACUAUCAAUCCACGGGUGAUCGAUGUGAUCGACACUCGAAAUGACUCGUUUCCUAACACCAGGAGCGUCAAUCACUUCCCGGACAAGUUUGCGAACAUGAACAAGCGGCGCCUAAGGCUUGGAACCGUACCGUACCUACCGAACGCUUUCAUAGAGGAUAAACCCCUUGGAGAGGGAAAUGCACGAUACAUCUUGCCGGCGAAACCGAACGUAUCGGCAAUGAUCAGCGGCACGGAGCUGUGGUUGGUGGUGCUGUUCUGUGAAAUAGCCAACUGUACGACGGAAAUCAUGAUCGCUUCGGAGUGGGGCAACGUGCUAGACAACGGUACCAAGUUUGGGCUGCUUGGUGCGCCGGCCAAACGGGAGGUGGACAUAACUCUCGCCGGACUGUACACGUGGUACUCCAGCUUCCAGCAUCUUGCCUUCAGUGCGGUCCAUUCGCGCUCCGGCUGCACCUGUAUCGUGGCAAAGCCACGCAUCAUUGCGAACUGGCGCACACCGUUCCUGUCCUUUACCGGUUCGCUGUGGGGUGCGGUCCUGGCCGCCUUCGUUGCCGGUGCGUUCGCCGUGCUGGUCAUGUCGCGCAGCCGGCAGCGCAUCCUGCAGCUGGGCGAAGCCACGCGAUACACCUUCAGCGAUUCGGUGCUGAUCAUGAUCGGGUUCGUCAUGGAGCAGGGCGUACCGAUGCCGAACGAGCUGAUAGCGUCCUGCCUGCUCUUUGCCACGCUCAUGUUCGCCGGGUUCAUGAUCGGCAGCAGCUACAAUGGUGGUCUGGCCAGCACCAUGAUCGUGCCGCAGUACGAGAAAAGCAUCAACACGGUGCACGAUCUGGCGGAGACGCGCACGACCUGGGUAGGUGUGACCGUCAACUGGCUGUUCUCCAUCCAGCUGGCCUACCAGCCGGACAUGCUGACGCUGCUGACAACGUUCCGCGAGUGGGAGGAGGGAGAGAUUUCGCGCCGCGCGCACGAACGCACGGUGGCGAUCAUCGUCGAGCGGAUGGAGUACGGCCACGUGGCCCACCCGCAGAUGGAGCUGGACGCGAUGAAGGGCCGCAAAAUGAUGGCGGAAGACAUCUACUGGGAGUCGGUGGUUGGGAUGUGCUCGAAAACGUGGCCGGCGCGGGCCCGGUUCGAUCGGCUGGUGCUGGAUCUGAAGGCGUUCGGCAUACUGGCCCACUGGGAGCUGAUCGGGGUGGCCAGGUAUUUGAGCUUCAAGUCGCAACAAAUCUUACGCUACUCGCGCGAAACCGGCGGCGACGAGUUUACGCCGCUGCGUAUGGCCAACAUUACGGGCGCGCUGCUCAUCCUGCUCGCCGGGCUAUCGCUGUCGCUGGUCGUGUUUGUGGCGGAACUCGCGUGGUACUGGUGCGGGCCAAGAAUCAAGCGAUGCGUGGCCGACUGUCUAAUUAAGUGUAGCAUGCGUUUUGUCAGAAACAGGGCCAGACCAACGGGCAGAGAAGUGUGAAAUGGGAUGGUACAUUCAAAUUGUAAGCUACAGCACUUGAAAGCAGACAAACCAAGACAAAUUGAAUUAUUUCAAGCUUUAUUCUCGCACUCAUUGUAGUCGUGGUAGAAGCACA